AUGAUUCCAAAACUAAGCCGAGAGAAUACCACUAGCAAUACUAGUUAUCUUCCAAGACAUCUAAAUAUCUAAGGGUUCUAAAAGUUCAACAUUAAGUCUAAUUCUCCAAGAACAUUGUAGGCUUGUUAAGAAUUGGGCAUCGAUCCAAUAGUUUUAGAAUUGAAGUAAGUUAGUUGUUGUAUACCAGAGAAGAAUCAGAUUUCAAAUAAAAUGACAUAGAUGAGGAAAUCGUUCAACUCAGAUAUUAACAUUACCUCAACAGAGCUCAUUGUAUAAGAUGAAUAAAAUUUAUUAUAGAACUGUUCACUGAAAUAACUUAAAGAAGGAAAGAGAUAAUUUAGAGACAAAGACAAAAACAAUUAAAUAAUAAUGCCUCAAUAGAAUCCCUAGAUAGAUCAAAAACAAUCAAGUUGUAGCAAUCAUUAGACUAGUGCGAGUAACAACUCCUGCAUAUAAUUUCUUAGGGUUCGACGAUAAAUAGAUUCAAUCUACAACAGAACUGUAUCCUUCUUGCACUAAAAGAGUGAAUCUCCAACUAAAGAUCACUUUACAGGAGAUGUCUAUGAUCUCAAUCAAUUGGAAGGUGGAAUCGAAAAGGAAAUAGAUAGAUACAAUAAACAUAAAAAAUAGAAGAUUAGAGAAGCAUAACUGAAAUUGAAGGAAGAUGCAAAAAGGUUAUAAUUGAUAGAGAAGUGGAAAUAAAAGGAUUCCUAAAUUUUGGAUUCGAUAUUGAAAAGACAAUAUGCAUUUAAACAGAAGAUGAAGGCUUCUAGCAGUGGAAGAAAAACUCCUUUUCAAAAAAUUCCAUAAUCUACAGAUCCAAAAUCCUUUAAAAGAGACAGUGAAUCUAAGAUAGACAAGUAAGAUAUCAAUGUUAAUUUAAGAGGAGGAGAUACUUCAAUGCAAAAGACCAUGUACAGAACUAGAAUAGAUGACUCUAAAAUCAAGUAAAGAAGAGAGAUGGUCAUUCAAAGAAAGGAAGAACUCAACAAAAUGGAAGAUAUUGAAUUAUAAAAGGACCUUGAAAAGUUAUAAUUGAAAUUGAAUCAAAGUGAAAAAUUAUCUAAACAAUAAGCAUAAAUCAAAGUUGAGAGAAUCAAAGAAUAAUAUUUUCGAGAAUAAUAAUUAAUUUAAUAAUAAAGAGAAAUUAAUGUCAUUUAAUCUCAAGAACAUUUGAGUGCAAUGAUUAGUAAAAUGAUUAACAAAGAACAAGAAUUUAGAGGACAACUUUAAUCUUAAUUGAUGCAAGACUUAGAAAAAAAAUAAUAAUAAAAAGAAAAGGUUAAUAAAAUUAAAUAGAAUCAAAAUGAUCUCUUUAAGGAUCACGAUAAAAAAUUAAAAUAAUUAAAUGAUAAAUUUAUCAAAAUUGAGGAAUAAAAUAAACUUAGAAAAUAGGAAUUAGAACACAAGAUACUAUUGAAAUAGGAAUUAAGAAGAUUGAAAGAACAGGACAAAUUAGAUAACUAUGAGAGGUAGAAAAGACAAAAUGAUUAUAAAAUGAUGACUCUAUAUAUGAAAUCCAAAUUUAUUGAAGAAAAAAAUUAGCUCAAAUAAUAUCAAAAUGAAGUUAUUUAAAAAACAUCUAUGGAAAUAAACAAGUAAGAAAUAUAAGAACGAUAACGAAUUUAUUCAUAACUCCAGGAAUUAAGCGACAAUUUAUUGAACUAUAAAAGUGUCUCAUAACAUGAAUCCAGAUAAAAAUAAGACUAAGCAAAAUAUAAAAGUGUUAAGUAAUCAUCUUAUCUCCUAUAUAGACUGCUUAAGAAGUUUGCUAAGUUAGAAGAUCCCAACAUUGAAUAACAUACUAAAGUAAUAUUGACCAUGCUUCAACCUAAACCUGUAGAAAAUGAAAAUUCUAAUAGAAAGUUAAGUGUUCACAAAAAAUGA
Molecule: messenger RNA, 1887 nt
Organism: Paramecium tetraurelia
Lineage: Eukaryota; Ciliophora; Oligohymenophorea; Peniculida; Parameciidae
Exons: 5
Source: RefSeq, a predicted model, not a curated record